AAGGACCUCGAGGUGGCCAAGCUGGGCGACUCUGAUGUCCACGUCAAAAUGUUGGCAGCCCCCAUCAAUCCUGCCGACAUUAAUAUGAUCCAGGGGACCUACGCCAUCCUCUCCCCGCUGCCGGCCGUGGGAGGCAAUGAAGGUGUUGGGGAAGUGCUGGAGGUUGGGCAGCAUGUGGCAGCUCUGAAACCUGGGGACUGGGUCAUCCCAGCGGGCUCCGGACUCGGGACGUGGCGGACAGAGGGGGUGUUCCCCGAGGAGAUGCUGCUGAAGGUACCCAGCGACAUCCCGGUGCCGUGCGCUGCCACCCUGAGCGUCAACCCCUGCACGGCGUACCGCAUGCUGACCGACUUCGAGACCCUGGUGCCAGGUGAUUCCGUCAUCCAGAACGCUGCCAACAGCGGCGUGGGCCAGGCUGUUAUCCAGAUCGCCAGAGCCUUCGGCAUCAAGACCAUCAAUGUGGUGAGGGACAGACCUGAUCUCCCAAAGCUGGUGGAGAGGCUGAUGGCCUUGGGCGCAGACCACGUCAUCACGGAGGAGAUGCUGAGAAAGCCAGAGAUGAAAGAUAUAUUUAAGAACGUCCCGAAGCCCCGGCUCGCGCUGAACUGCGUCGGAGGCAAAAGCACUACGGAGAUGCUGCGGCAUCUGCAGCCUAAAGGGACCAUGGUCACCUACGGGGGGAUGGCAAAGCAGCCCGUGAUGGUGCCUGUGAGCGCGUUCAUCUUCCGGGACGUGCGGCUCCGCGGCUUCUGGAUGACCCAGUGGAAGAAGGACCAUGCGCAGGACCAGGAAAGCCUGGCCAGCAUGAUGGAUGCCUUGUGCCAACUCAUCCGGGAGGGGCGGCUCGCGGCGCCGGCCUGCACUGAGGUCCCGCUCCAAGACUACAAGGCAGCGCUGGAAGCUGCCAUGAAGCCCUUCACAUCCUCGAAGCAGAUCCUCCUCCUCUGA
Molecule: messenger RNA, 948 nt
Organism: Eurypyga helias (sunbittern)
Lineage: Eukaryota; Metazoa; Chordata; Aves; Eurypygiformes; Eurypygidae
Gene: MECR
Product: mitochondrial trans-2-enoyl-CoA reductase
Exons: 9
Coding region: 49-948 (299 amino acids)
Biological process (GO): fatty acid metabolic process
Cellular component (GO): mitochondrion
Molecular function (GO): trans-2-enoyl-CoA reductase (NADPH) activity
Source: RefSeq, a predicted model, not a curated record